AUGUCGACAACUGUUCAAGCUUUUUGUAUUUUUUGGUUUUGCGUGAACUUUUUGUUUGCACUAAAUAUUGGAAUUGUCGAAGAGUUCAAGGAAUUGAGGUUUCGUUUCAUUAAUGGACCAGACACAAAAUCUUUUGAAGACUUCCAAAUGAAUGAAGCAGAAAAACUUUUAAAUCAUUUAAAGUAUGACAACAAUAAGCCAACUGUUGUGUACGUUUAUGGAUUCACUGAAAAAUACAAAUCAAAAAGUACGCAAACUCUCGUCGAGUCUUAUAUCGAAAGAGGUGAUCACAACAUUCUCGUUGUUGAAUGGUCAAAAUAUUCCAAUGCCAAUUACGCUUUUGAAGCCAUUCCGAGCUCUUAUCAAAUCGGCGAAAUUAUUGGAAAAGUCCUUUUGAAAAUGAAAGAAUCAGGAUUUAAGUUGGAAAACUUUCAUUUAAUUGGUCAUUCACUUGGUGGUCAUCUUGUUGGUAUUAUUGGCCGAAAUGUCUUCAAACAUUCAAAUAAAACAUUUAAAAUCAAAAGAAUAACAGCUCUUGAUCCAUCUUAUCCUUUGUUUUACGGAAUUGGUUCGAUAUUCAACAGUCCAUUGAACAGAGAUGACGGAGAAUUCGUUGAUGUUAUUCACACUGACAGCAAUUUCUUUGGAGCUCCAGUCUCAUGUGGUUCAGUUGAUUUCUGGCCUAAUGGCGGUAAAAACCAACCGAACUGUCCACCAGCAAAUGUGGAUGUUUAUGAUGAACAAAAUUUUUGUUCACAUCGACGAUCUUGGAAAUAUUACGCAGAAUCUGUUCGAUCACUAGACUUCAGAACAUUUCAUUCCAUCUCUUGUCUUUCAUGGAAACAUUUCAAGGACAAUCAAUGUGACUUUAAUCCUGACAAUGCCGAAGCUUACAUGGGAAUUGAUGCCAAUCCUCAACUGCAUGGUAAUUAUUUCUUGCAAACAAAUGCUGAUGCGCCUUUUAAUCGUGGAGAGAAUGGAAUUAUUUAUGAGCCAUUUGAUUAA
Molecule: messenger RNA, 1005 nt
Organism: Clunio marinus
Lineage: Eukaryota; Metazoa; Arthropoda; Insecta; Diptera; Chironomidae
Source: the annotation of a GenBank genome assembly